AAUACUGUCAAUGGCACUGACUGAAGGUCGACAAAUUCAAUUUUCAAAUAAUAACGACGAAAUACCGGGUUCGGUGCAUUACUGAUGUUGAUUACGAUUUGUAAUAUAAAUAAAUAAAAGAAAUAUGCAUGUGUAUAAGUGAAGUGGAUUUUGGUUCAGUUAAUUUACAAUGGAGCCUUCAAAAGAAGCGAUAGCGGUUCGCAUCACGCGGUUAAACCGUCUGAUUCUGGGAAAGGUGACAGGUGGGACUACGAGGUUCAGUAAAAAGACAAUAGAUCGCGAAGCCCUAUUGGAUGCCCUCACAGUUCUCUACGAUGAGUGUAAUGAUGACCCAGUCAAGAAGAGUGAUGACUUGGUUAAAGCCUUUUUGGACAAGUAUCGGAGUACAUUGGCAGAACUGCGAAGAACUCGAGUAUGCAUAUCAGACUUUGAUAUGCUGCAGACUAUUGGACGAGGACACUUUGGAGAGGUUCAUAUGGUCCGAGAGAAGCAAACAGGAGAUGUGUAUGCUAUGAAGACACUCCGCAAGGAACAAUCUCGUAAGCGGGCUGAUGAGGAACGAGACGUGCUUGCGACAGCCACUGGACCAUGGCUACCAAAGCUGCAGUAUGCUUUUCAAGACAGUAGCAACCUGUACUUAGUGAUGGAGCUGUGUUGUGGCGGCGACCUGGCGGGGCUGAUGGCGCGGCGAGCGCACCCGCUGCCCGAGCGAGACGCCGCCUUCUACAUCGCGGAGGUCGCGCACGCACUCAAAGCUCUGCACGGCAUGGGAUACGUGCACAGAGAUGUCAAACCACACAACAUACUGCUUGAUAGAUGUGGUCAUGUAAAGCUGGGCGACUUCGGUUCAUCAGCGCGUCUGUCCGAGGGGGGGUGUUCAGGCGUGGCGGUGGGCACGGCGGACUACAUGGCGCCGGAGCUGCUGGCGGCGGCGGACUGCGCGGCCCAUACUGUGUGUCAACAGUACUGCGCCAGGCUCGUUACCACUGCCAUUUCAUCGUGUGACUACUGGUCGCUCGGCGUGAUCGCGUUCGAGCUGGUCACGUUGCGGCGCCCGUUCUCCACGGGAGAGGAAGACUCCAUUGCGGAAAUACUUAGCAAUAUACAAAAAUACGAGCGCGACUCGAGUCCGUCUCUCCCCUGGGCCCCUGCGCCGGCGGGCCCCAGCCGCGAGUGGCGGGGCCUGGUGGCGGGGCUGCUGCGGGUCCUGCCGGCCAAGCGGUACUCCUACCUCGACACGCUGCAGCACGCCGCGCUGGCACACAUGCCCGCGCACAACAUCAGGGACCAGGCGCCCCCGUGGGUGCCGUGCGUGCGUGGCGCGGAGGACUCGUCGUACUUCAGCGCGCCGGCGCGCGGCCCGCAGCCCCCCAGUGCUGCGCCCUUCAGAACUCGACCACCCUUCGCGGGACAACUGCCUUUUGUCGGGUACUCGUUCGUGGCUCCCGAGGAGAACGAAGAUCAUAGCGGCGGGUUCAACGCGUCCCAUGACUGUACAGCCAUCGAUCUCGCUACGUUCAAAUCAGCAGAGAAGCUUGCGGCGAUGCGUAGUCGUGAGAUCUCGUCGUUGCAGACGAAGCUGGCGGAGGCCGAGGCACUGGCUGGGGCCAACGCCGAGCGCAUCCGACACGAGGCCGAGGCGGAGGCCGAGAGGCAACGCGUGCGGCUGCAGGCCGAGAUCACUGCGCUCAGCUUACAGAACAAACGCCUGGAGCGGCAGGUGGAGGUGGAGCGCGAGGAGCGCAUGUCCCUGCAGCGCUCCAACCAAACUCUAGCGGCCGCCAACACCGAGCGCGGCAACGCAGAGCUGCGCAGCGCGCGGGACGCCGCGGCCGCGCUGCAGGCCGAGCGGGACCUGCUGCAUCAGCAGCUGCAGCGGCUGGAGGCGCGCGUGCUGCAGCUGCAGGCGGACUGCCAGCGCAGCGCAGCUGACGCCGACGCUGCUAGGGCGCAGCAACAACACUACAAGGAGAUAGUUGCGCAGGCGCAUGAACUGCGUCACCGCAGGCUCACGGAGCUCAACGUGCGCCCUCUAGACUCGAUAGCGAAAGAGCGAGCAAUUCGUCGCCAGACAUUGAGCGGUGGUGAGGCGGAGUCUCGUGAGGCGGCGGCACGUAUCGCCACCGCCGAGGCUAAUGCUGCCAAGGAACUGCGCGCCAGGCAGGCCAUGGAGGCCAAGCUGGAGAAAAUGGAACAUGAGAACAGAGAACUCAAGGAUGCACUCGACGAGGCCAACAGGAACCUCGCUGAUACACAGGACCGUCUAUGUGAGAAGCAACGUAUGGCCUGUACAUCCUCGGAGCAGUUGCAGGAGCUACAAGUACAGCUCGCACAGGAACGAGUGCGGGCCUCCACGCUACUCGCGCAAGUACAGGAGUUGGAGCGCGGCGUGGAGGAGUCGGUCCGUCGCGAGGCGGCCGUGGAGGAGCAGUGCGCGCGCACCGAGGCCAGGCUCACGGAGCGACUGCGGGACGCCGAGGGACGCGCCGCCGCCGCGCUGCAUGACGACGCCCGCCAUCGGGAGAAGGUGAACACCCUGGAGCAGUUAGUGAGACAGCUCGAAAGGGAAGUGAGUGCGUUAGAGAAGAGGUCCUGUGUGACGUGCGCGGCCGCGGCGUCGGGCUCGCAGGACGGGGAGGCCGGGCACCACGCACCCGGCCACACGAGCGACGCCAGGAAGGACGCGCACAGCGACACCGAGAGCGUCGGGGACGCACAGGCUCAGGCACAACUCUCAUUGCUCAAGGAACAACUGGAAAAGGCCGAAGCACAAUUACAGGCGCGUGCCGAAGAAAUAGCAACUUUACGCCAAGAGGCGAGAGCUGCUAAUCUAGCGAGAUGGAGAAAGGAACGCGAGUACAACGAAUUAUCAGUAGAAACGAAAUCGACGGCGCGCGACUUAAAGCGCGCGGAGGAACGUUUGGCUAACGCCAUCGAGGCACGUAAGACCGCGGAGCAGAAAGCCGGCGAGAUCGCCACCGAGCUCGCCAAACUGCGGCCUGAACACGAGCUCGCCACCAAGGAGGCGGAGCGACUGAAGAUACAACUCGAGAAGCUUACAAAGACACAUGAAGUGGUACAGGCUGAAGUAGACAGGUCCCGCAACGACAUCCGCAAGUUGAAGAGCGAGCUACAGUACAGCGAGCGACGCAGGCUACACGCCGAGGAACAGGAGGAACUCUCCUCUCGCGAGCGCGCGCAGCUCAGGGACGAACUGCAGGGACUCCGGGGACAUAACGAGGAGCUCGCACAGAACAACAAAGCGCUGCAGGAGGCGUGUGGCAUGCUAGAGGAGCAAUUGACGGACCUAGAGAAGUUAGCUGAUAUACACGAAAUCAAGAACAAAGAUCUCGAGACGCAGCUGUCGAGCGUGCGGCUGGAGCUGGAGUCGUGCCGGUCGCGGUUGGGCGCGGCGGAGGCGGCGGCCAGCGAGCGCGGCGCCGCGGCCGACCGCGCCGCCUCGCUGCACUGCGAGGCCCGCGACCAGGCGCGCACCGCGCACUCCGAGCUGCAGCUGCUCAGGGAGCGGCUGGAGGCGCGCGAGACGCGCGUGGCGGAGCUGGAGGCGCGCGCGGCGGCGCUGGAGUCGGGGCGCGCGGCCGCCGACGCCGCGCUGGCCGCCGCCGCGCGCCGCGUGCGCGACCUGCAGGAGGAGUGCGCCGCGCUGCGCACGCGCGCGCACCACCACCACGCGCACGCGCUGCAGCUGCAGGCCACGCUGCACGACGUGCAGGAGGAGCUGGCGGCGGCGCGCGAGGCUGCGGAGGCGGCCGAGGCGUGGUGGCGCACCAGGGAGACCAAGGCAGACGCCACGCUGCGCCAGCAGGCCAAGCUCAUCGACUUCCUACAGGCUAAAGUAGAGGAAGCAGGUCGCAAGAAGUGUUCACUGAGCAACAAGUUGUUCGGCCGGUCGGGACGCAGGCCGGCAGCCUCGCCGCCGCUGCGGAGAGCUAACAGAGAAUUACGUGAAGAAGUAGAAAGGUUGCGCGCUAAACUGGCAGCUUGCAAUUCUGGCGGUGGCGGGGGUGGGGAUGCCAGUUAUCCCUCAACGCCUAAGCGAGAGAAACCAAAGCCUGUAGUUAAUGGGGCGAAGAAAAGUAUUGACUCACCCGAUGGAUCUCAAGACAAAGGAUUGCUGAUUGUAUGGUCGGACGGCAGUCGCGAGCGCAUGCGUGCGCGCGUGGUGGAGGACUGGCUCGUACUGUGCAGCGGUAGCAGGGAGCUGCGCGGGAAGCUGCUCACUGCCGAGCCCAAGAACCUGCCGCACAACGAGGCCAACAGGGCGUUUGUGGUGAAGUUGGAGUGUAUGGAGCGCGGCAGCGUGGCGGUGGUGUGCGGCAGCCUGGCGGAGCGCGGCGCGUGGCUGGCGCGCCUGCAGGCCGCCGCGCCCGCCGCGCGCGGGUACGUCCCCUUACAUCUCGCCGCGCUGCACGCCGCGCCGCACGCCGCGCUCUACGUCGCGCCCAACGCCGUCGCCAUUGGUUGCGAGGACGGACUGUACUCGCUGCGCGGCGCAGUGCGGAUAGAAGUAGGCGGGACGCUGGCGAGCGGGCGCGGGUCCGGCGUGAUGGCGGCGGGCGUGGGCGGCGUGCUGGCGGCGGGCGGGCGCGCGCUGCUGGCGCGGGGCGGCGUGCUGCUGCAGGCGGGGCUGCUGGCGCUGGGCUCGGCGCUGCGCCGCGCGCCCGACCUGCGCGCCGCGCUGCCCGCCACGCCCGUGCCGCUGCCAGACUCCGCGCCGCCGCAUCUACUCAAGGGCAUCAACAACGACUCCAUCGAGGGUCCGUGCGCGGCGGUGGCGUGCGGGCGGCGCGUGUUCCUGCUGCGGUACGAGGCGGCGUCCUCCGAGUUCAAGAUCGCGCGCUCCCUCACUGUGGACCGGCCGGCCAACUCCUUGCUGCUCACUGCCAAGACUCUAUACAUCGCGGGAGAGAAGCCGCUCAAACUGAACCUACCGUCCGGCGCCCUGGAGGCGUUCGGUAUGGACGAACCCACUAUCGCCGCUGCUGCUAAGAAACACUCUCCACCGAAAGCUUUCUUACUUAUCAAGGAGAAACCUACUGAGAUCCUCCUCUGCUAUGCAGAGUGUGGAGUGUUUGUCGACGAAAAUGGAAAGCGAACUCGGAACGAGGAUCCCAAGUGGAGCACAGCCGUGUACAGCUGGGAGUUCGUGAACCCCUUCCUGUAUGUGAUAGGAGACGACAAAGUGACUAUAGUGUACUUGAACGACGACGCGUACAGGACGCCGCCCUGCACCUGUGAUACUGCCUCCCUUGCCUCGACGGCGUCCGACUGUUACUUGCCUGAAAUAUUCACAUUGAAGCUUAAGGAGCCCAUGUUGCUGGGCACUGCACCCAAUGGUAUCAUAAUACGCUCCAAAACAGACAACGGGUACAAUGUAUCCAUUAUAGAGGGCAUGACGGCAUUCAGGAGCGUCGGCGCGUCCGUGGAGUCCCUCGCCAGUAUAUCGGACACGCGCGGCUCCACCACGGACCUGGCGCAGUCGCUGACGGACGGCGCGCUGCAGGACGUGUCGCAAGAGAGCGUCGAGGUCACCACGGGCUUCCUCGCGGACAUCAGGAAACGAGCGAGGCAACUGCGGAACAAGCAUCGCAAGGAACAGACACCCGAUGACGUCAUCAAAGAGAUAUUGACAACGGAGGUCGAUCUGAAACGUACAACGAACGGAAGGAAAUCUCCCGCCACUAUAUCAGAGUUUGACUCUGACACAGAAUCAGAAAACAGCGAGGCGAAGUCGGAUUCCCCGAAAGGGCCGGCGGACUUGUGCGCUGAAAUGUUCACGAGACAAGUACGGUUCCAGUCAUAACUAUGUUGCCAGUCUGCUGACUUCAGAGAGUAGUGAGUCUGAUUAUACAGUCGUGUAUUAGCUAUAUAAUAUGUUACAUGUAUGAUACAGAGGACAUUUCUAGUACCUGAGUGAUAGGACGUUCCAGUGCAGGGGAGUAGUCAGAUUAGUAGAUCUAAUGUUUGUAUUUUUAAUAGUAUUUCGUAUUGUUAGGCGUUAUAAGUUUGAUAGGUAAUAUUAUUUAUACCAUGCCUUAGCAGCUUAGUUUUACUUUGGAGCGAUAACCGUAUUAGCAUAUUAGUGAUGUCGUACUAAUAGUAUGUACAUUUUAUUUAUUACGUAAUUUAAAUUGAUUUUGUAUAUUCAGGUAUACAGGGUGCUGAUUCUCUUGUACACCAACUAAUCUAUAACUCUCUUUACCGAUUAUGACUCGAGUCACUGCUAGAAUGUAAGUUAUCUUUAUAUUCUACUUAUUAUGUACUUAUGACAUUUCUAGAUUUAAAAACUUAUAUCUCAGUCGUGAGCAACAUUUACAUUGUUGAUGUACUAUUCAGAGGACUUGUAGUAGAGAACGAGACGGCGUUUGGCGCUCUGGUUGGUUCAUAGGAGCUGGUCAAUCAGAGCGCCGAACGCGGUCUCGUUUCGAUCUCGUUCACCGUAAAACAAACUCGUACUAAGGGUACUGUAAUAGUGUUAGUAAGCUGACGGUAACAACUGAAAUAAAAAUCCAUACGUAGUUGAAGUACUAGAGUAUCAGCUCCGUCAGGUGGUUGUUGUAAUUGAAUGUCGAAGUUUUGUAUGGUUUUAUAAUAAGUAUGGAAAUGUAUUUUACGAUAACUACUGGAUUGUCUACUUAUUUUUACUGUGAUUUUAUAAACUGACUUGAUUUCUGUUUAGAAUAGUUUUAAUGUAAGUGAUCUUUGUUUACGUUCUUUGACAUGUUAAAAUAUAUAUUUUUGUAAUGUA
Spodoptera frugiperda (fall armyworm) is the source of this 6769-nucleotide messenger RNA. RefSeq names its product citron rho-interacting kinase (gene sti). Lineage: Eukaryota; Metazoa; Arthropoda; Insecta; Lepidoptera; Noctuidae. The transcript is spliced from 31 exons. Gene Ontology annotation, molecular function: ATP binding; protein serine/threonine kinase activity. Gene Ontology annotation, cellular component: actin cytoskeleton; cytoplasm. Gene Ontology annotation, biological process: peptidyl-threonine phosphorylation; actomyosin structure organization. The record is from RefSeq and is a predicted model, not a curated record. The coding region runs from base 170 to 5824 and encodes 1884 amino acids.